AUGCCUGGAACUACUCUUCCCCCUUUCCCGGAUGAUGUUCGAACACAUCCGCUUUUGAUUGUUGAUUUUGAGCUUAUCAAGGCUGGAGACAGGGAGGAAAUCGAUCGAUUGUGGGAGGCUGCGACAACGCUCGGAUUCUGGUAUUUAAAGAACCAUGGCGCAGAUCAAGAAGUCAACGACAUGUUUGAUGUGGGUGCAGAGACGCUGGCUUUACCCCUCGAAGAACGUUUGAAGUUCGAGCAAGGGGACAACGGACAAUCUUUCGGAUACAAGAAAGUGGGAGCUCAGGCGACCGAUGGAACGGGCAAAUUCGUGGACAACAUCGAAUUCAUCAAUGUCUCUAAAGACGAUGCGCUCGCAUAUCCACGGGUCGUUCACCUCACUUAUCCAUCGACCAUAAACGCUCGCAUGGAAAACACCGUUGCGCCAUUUGUCCGCAAGUCUCUUGAUGUGACAUAUGUCGUGUUGAAUAUAUUUGAUGAUAAGCUCGGAUUGCCGAAAGGCACUUUGGAGAGCAUGCAUGCUAUGGAUGAGCACAGUGCUUGCGAGGUCAGAUGCACUCGCAGCCCACCCGUGCAGGACAAGGAAGCGAUGGACAGAGCUAUGCUAGCUGCCCAUACUGAUUUUGGCAGUCUGACCUUCCUGCACAAUCGGCUUGGCGGACUCCAAGUAAUGCCCCCUGGUCAUGACGAGUGGUCCUACAUCAGACCCAUCCCUGGACACGCUAUUUGCAAUAUUGCAGAUGCGCUAUCUAUUUUCAGCGGAGGCAUUCUGCAGUCCAAUAUUCACCGCGUUGUUCCACCUCCCGGUGCACAGGCAGCAUACGAGCGGUGGUCCCUAGUUUUCUUCACCCGUCCGACCAGCUCGAAAGUUCUCCGGGCCCUUGUCGAAUCCAGUCCCAUUAUCGCAGACGCUGUGAAGAAGCAACCUGACAAGAACUUCGAGAGUGGUUCUACUGCUGCCGAGUGGCUGGCAAGAAGAGUAAGGAAUCAGAGAAUUAAUAACAGAAGGGGACCAGAUACAUGGGCUGCGAGUCGUGGCACCGAGCACACUCCAACGGCAGCUUAGGUUGUUAUUUGUCUGCACUAUUCGACAACCAGGUUUGAGUCAGUGCGAAGGUUCUUUCUACGGUUCUGGUUCUUAAUUAAAGUGAGAACACAAUUUACUUACUACAAACUUGGGGAACUUGUUCUUUGCAUCAGUUCUGAGCGAUUCUGAAUUCUGCGAUGUGCAGAGGAGUUGACGGUAUCCGCGAUGGCUUCGAGCUCGACUCGGUAUUUUUAGAUUCCCCGAGGUGCGUUACCCUCUGACGAGCGAAAGAUGGUAACCAGUCCAUG
Molecule: messenger RNA, 1337 nt
Organism: Suillus discolor
Lineage: Eukaryota; Fungi; Basidiomycota; Agaricomycetes; Boletales; Suillaceae
Exons: 8
Coding region: 1-1068 (355 amino acids)
Molecular function (GO): dioxygenase activity
Source: RefSeq, a predicted model, not a curated record